This is a messenger RNA of Fomitopsis serialis, 1548 nucleotides long. RefSeq lists its product as uncharacterized. Gene Ontology annotation, molecular function: oxidoreductase activity, acting on CH-OH group of donors; flavin adenine dinucleotide binding. The record is from RefSeq and is a predicted model, not a curated record. Lineage: Eukaryota; Fungi; Basidiomycota; Agaricomycetes; Polyporales; Fomitopsidaceae. The transcript has 16 exons. The coding region runs from base 1 to 1548 and encodes 515 amino acids.
AUGGGACUCACUCACUCGAGUGCGACAGUGUCUGACCCUGUUUCUUUCGCCUCUCCGGUCGACGUCGUCAAGAACAAGGAUACCUUGCGGGAAUACGACUACAUCAUCGUAGGGGGAGGUACUGCGGGUUGCGUGGUUGCUUCGCGCCUCUCCGAAGAAUUAAUAGACCUACUGACACGCGUCCCUCUUGCGUUUGGCAAGUUGGCAAAGUCCGAUGUUGACUGGGAUUAUGUGACUACGCCUCAAGAAGGCAUGAAUGGCCGGAAAGUACAUUGGCCUCGCGGAAAGAUCUUAGGCGGCACAAGCACGAUUAAUGCCAUGAUUUAUCAUCGCUGUGCACCGGAAGACUUUGAUGAAUGGGAAAGACUCGGAGCGACCGGGUGGGACUACGCGCAUCUUCGACCGUACUUCGACAAAGCAGAACGCUACGCCCCGAGUCCAUCACAUGGUUUGGAUGGCCCGUGGCUAACGAACCACACCACAGAAUUCGCAGUGGCCAUCUCGGACCCGGUCCUUGAUACCUGUGAGGGCAUGGGUAUAUCGUAUAACGACGACAUCAACUCGCCCAGAGGCACGAUAGGUGCCACUCGUCUCGUGGGUUGCAUCGACGACAGCGGUCAACGAAGCUCUGCUGCGACCGCAUACCUAACAGCUGACGUUCUGAGAAGACAUAAUUUGACUGUCGCCGUCUAUACGAUCGUAGAGAAUAUUCUCUUCGCACGAGAUGUAGGUGCGAAGCCCCGCGCCACGGGCGUCGAGGUUUCAAAGAGUCGCACCUCCCCUCGAUAUCGCGCACACGCGCGGCGGGAGGUCAUCCUGUGUGCUGGAGCUGUCAUGACCCCGCAGCUGCUACUUGUUUCAGGCAUCGGACCCUCAGACGACCUUCAUAAGCUGGGCAUUGAUGUCGUGCAGGAUCUUCCCGCCGUAGGGAAGAAUCUCAUGGAUGCAAAGCCCUAUAUCUGCUCUGGGAUGUCCAUUGCCGCAUUCAUACGCUCCGAUGAUCCCAAUCUCUCUCCAUACUGGGAAGAACCGACGAACACUACUGUCCGGGAUAUGACAUCAGGUCCUGGUGCCCCGGACUUGGAGCUCCUCUGGUUCCCGCUACUUUUCGACGUAGACAAUGAUGGGGUUGCCAUACCCGCGUCUGGAUUAUACGGUAUCACCACGGCUGCGUCCUUGCUCAGGCCUGAGAGUACUGGCGAAAUCACUCUGGCAUCUCGUAGUAUAUGGGACAAGCCGAUCAUUGACGCACAACUGCUGUUACGCAUGGCCCGUUCUGAGCCCCUAGCCUCCUUACUCGACUGGACACCAGCUGCAGAGACAGACUACUUCUGGCCGGGGAACGCCGACCCUGAGAAGGUUGCGACCGCACGAAUGGGGCAGGAUGCACAAACCAGCGUUGUCGAUCCUCAGUUACGGGUCCACGGUGUUGAUGGACUGCGAGUGGUCGACGCCUCUGCCUUCCCCACGCAGGUUUCUGGUCAUCCAUGUGCUGUUGUCAUUGCAAUGGCUGAAAAGGCAGCUGAGCUGCUCAAGACUUCAACAUAA